Messenger RNA from Stomoxys calcitrans (stable fly), 1148 nucleotides. RefSeq lists its product as uncharacterized. The transcript has 3 exons. Bases 110 to 910 code for a protein of 266 amino acids. NCBI's taxonomy places the organism in Eukaryota, Metazoa, Arthropoda, Insecta, Diptera, Muscidae. The record is from RefSeq and is a predicted model, not a curated record.
CCGUAACGUAGCAACAUUUUUAUUUUAUUUUGAUUUUUGCCUAAUUGGGAGCCACAUUCUUCUGUACCACUUGCUUUGUUAUUCAGAAGCAUUGACAAAAUUUAUUAAAAUGGAUAAUGAAGAGGAAACCAACAAUGAAACACAGGAAGAGAUUCCAAACCAAGAUCAGCUAGCAAAGGAAAAAUUAAAUCAGAGACGGGAGGCUAGACGGCGAAAAAUCUUGGAAAAUGCUAAGAACCGUCUGGAAAGGUUAAAUGGACGCACUGUAUCUAGUGAUGACUCUCCAUUGAUUGAAGAUAAACCUAGGACACAAAUGGACUAUGAAUCUUUUAAUGGACCAAAGUUCUCAACUACCGAAAGUGCUGAAUUCUCCGACCCUGAGGUGGAACCAGACAUCAUCUCACAAGACAUUCGUUCAUUUAUGGGAGAAAGUUUCCAAUAUCCCGCUACUAGCUUUGACGCAAAUUCUACCCUGCAACCAAAUCAACCAUGGAGUGUACCGGCAAAUGGUUUUAACGAAAUUUUUGACAUAUUUAAAGCUCCGACAGUACAAGAGCGACACAUACUUAUUAAGGCCAGGCUACAUAUUAUCCUAUCAGCUUUAAUUUCCUCAAUAGUGGCAAUUUUUUGGAGGCAAACUGGUUUCAGCGUUUUCAUACCUGCCGGAAUAUGCGCAAUUACAGAUUUACUAUUCUUUAGAGAACAAAAACCAUUGCAUCCUAUAUUGAAUAUGAUUUUUAUGAUGUUUGAUAAACAAUUGCCCACUCAGGCGAAACAAUGCCUCCACAUAUUUACAAUAGUACAAGGUAUUAUUGUGGAUUUGGGUGUAUUCAUAUUUAGCUUUUGUACACUAUUUUAUUCAAUGAGUUAUUUCAAUCAUCAUUCAAAUAAUCUUAUUAUCAUCCAAUAAAAUUAUAUUUUCUUCAAAAGAAAAUUACUGGGGCCACCGUGAAUGCAUAGGUUCGCAUGUCUGCCUGCCAUACACAGAACACCUGGAAAUUACGAAUUGUUUUUGGUUCCAUUUACUUACAUCGAUUAUGUUAAUUAAAUAAAAAUUUGUAACAUUAUGUACUAAUUAUGUUUAGUUUUAAACAUAACAAUACUAUAAAUAAACUAUUUUUAUUAAGGUAAUUGACGGAAAAAUUAAA